This is a messenger RNA of Haliaeetus leucocephalus (bald eagle), 11520 nucleotides long. RefSeq names its product bassoon presynaptic cytomatrix protein (gene BSN). Gene Ontology annotation, biological process: presynaptic active zone assembly; protein localization to synapse. The coding region runs from base 25 to 11520 and encodes 3831 amino acids. The transcript has 14 exons. NCBI's taxonomy places the organism in Eukaryota, Metazoa, Chordata, Aves, Accipitriformes, Accipitridae. The record is from RefSeq and is a predicted model, not a curated record. Gene Ontology annotation, molecular function: structural constituent of presynaptic active zone; metal ion binding. Gene Ontology annotation, cellular component: glutamatergic synapse; axon; GABA-ergic synapse.
CCCAGCUCCCAGAGCCCCCGGGAGAUGAGGGGCCGGGGCCAGCCCGGACCACCGGCAGAGGGACCGCAGAGGAUGCUGCAGGUGGAUGCCAGGAGCCAGGGCUCAGGGAAGUCUCCCUCAGCAUCACCGGACCGGGGCAGCACCCCUACCUCUCCCUACUCGCUCCCGCAGAUCGCUCCCCUCCCCAGCAGCACGCUCUGCCCCAUAUGCAAGACGACGGAGCUCACCUCCUCCCCCGGCCAGCCGAACUUCAAUGCCUGCACCCAGUGUCACAGCAAAGUCUGCAACCAGUGCGGCUUCAACCCCAACCCACACCUCACCCAGGUGAAGGAAUGGUUGUGCUUGAACUGCCAGAUGCAGCGGGCGCUGGGGAUGGACAUGACCACCGCUCCUCGCUCCAAGAGUCAGCAGCAGCUGCACUCUCCUUCGCCAUCCCCCUCCCACUCCCCGGCCAAGCACCCGCAGCCCCCAGGUGUGGAUAAGUCCCCGCCGGCCACCCGCACCCUGCCGCCUGAGCCACCCAAACCUCAGCCCACGACGCCGCAGAGGGAACCGCACGGCCCAGGCCAGCCAAAACCUCAGGAGGCGGCCAGGUCCUCCCCACAGCAUCAGCAAGCCAAGCCUUCCUCCUCUGAGCAGAGAAAGACGACGGGAGACGCGGGGGCGAAGCCUGCUGUCCUGGCCCCUGGGGCUGGACCACAGGAGCAGCCCCAGGAGGGGCUCACAGGGAAGCUCUUCGGCUUCGGAGCAUCCCUCCUGACCCAGGCGAGCACGCUCAUGUCCGCCCAGCCAGAGGCGCCCCCUCCAAGCCAGCCGUCUCCUGGCAAAGUGCCUCCAAAAAUCGUCUUCAGCGAUGCCAGCAAAGAAGCUGGUCCCAAAGCCCCGGGGGCACAGGGCCGGGCUGGUGCCGCACCGGCCGUGAAGCCGGGCAAGCCAGAGCAGGGUGUCAAGCCAAAGGAAGUGCCGAAAGCAAAGGUCUCAUGCCCCCUCUGCAAGGCGGAGAUCAACGUGGGCUCUGGCGAGCCCCCCAACUACAACACCUGCACAACCUGCCAGCAGCAGGUCUGCAACAUGUGUGGCUUCAACCCCACGCCUCACCUGGUGGAGAAGAACGAAUGGCUGUGCUUGAACUGCCAAACUCAGCGGCUGCUUGAAGGCAGCCUCGGCGACCCUGCCCCGAUGCCGCUGCCUGCCCCAAAGCAACCGCCCAGCGGCUCCCCACGGCACCAGCCGCCAGCCACCGGCCAGCAGCAGAGACCGCCUGCACCAGUGCCCGCCGAGCCGGCGGCACCCCCCGAGCGGCAGCCCUCACCCGCGAAGAGCCUCCAGGCUGCCGAGCAGAGCAGGACCCCGAGCCCUGCCCCAGCAGAGAAGAAGCCCCCGGUGCCGACAGAGGAAAAGCUGCUGCCCAAAGCUGCCCCAGAGCCUUCCAGAGCUCCUGAGAGCGCCGCGCCGAAGGGGAAGAGCGUGACCCCCAAACCAGAGGUGGAGAGCAAGGAGAGCCGGGCACCCUCCGAGGCACCGCGGGCGAAGGAGCAGGAGGAUGGGAGCAAGCCUUACCCCCCGGACCUGUCCCGCAGCCCCCAGAGCCUGAGCGACACCGGCUACUCCUCCGACGGCAUCUCCAGCUCACAGAGCGAGAUCACCGGCCUGGUGCAGCAGGAGGAGGAGAAGCUGAGCGGCACUGGGCUGGCCGGGCAGAGCCCCCCCAGCCCCUCAGAGCUCACCAAGCUGGAGAGCAGCAUGCGGCCCCUCCUGGAAGGCCGGAGCGCCCCGCCGGAGCCCGCCGAGCGCGGCAAAGGCUGCCCAGAGCCGCGGGAGGAGCAGCGGCAGCGGCAGCGGCCACGGUACCUCUCCAUCACCCCCGAAGCCUUCGACUCGGACGAGGAGCUGGAGGACAUCCUGGAGGAGGAUGAGGACUCACUGGAGUGGGAGAACCAGCGGGAGCGGCGGGAGAGCGCGGAGUCCUCGGAUGAGUUUGGCAGCAAGCUGCGGCACGACUAUGUGGAGGAUAGCAGCGAGGGGGGCUUCUCCCCAGUGCCCCCCCGGCCCAAGGGCCGAGAGGCGGAGGUGAGCGACGAGGAGUUCAUGCGGAGGCAGAUCCUGGAGAUGAGCGCGGAGGAGGACAACCUGGAGGAGGAGGAAGAGGAGGACGAGGAAGGCUACAGGCGCCCCAAGUACGGCGUCCCCAAAGCCGGGCAGAAGGCCGAGGUGGAGAAGGGCAAAGAGCCAGCGUCAGCCAAGCGGCGCCUGCAGCAUGGUCCUGGCAGCCUGUACAAGGAGGAGAGGAAGGACCUGGAGGCUGGGGAGGGUGACGACUUGAGCACGGCCCAGGGCGGGCUGCGGCGCUUCAAGACCAUCGAGCUGAACAGCACAACCGGCUACGGCCGGGAGAUGGAGAUGGGCCAGGAGGCGGACACCAGCCUGGACCGGGAGCCCGAGCUGGAGAUGGAGAGCCUGACGGGCUCCCCCGAGGAGCGCUCCCGGGGCGAGUACUCCUCCACCCUGCCGGCCACAACGCCCAGCUACACCUCAGGCACCUCACCCACAUCCAUCUCAUCCCUGGAGGAGGACAGCGACAGCAGCCCCAGCCGCCGGCAGCGGCUGGAGGAGGUGAAGCAGCAGAGGAAGGCUCGCCACCGCUCACACGGCCCCUUGCUGCCCACCAUCGAGGACUCAUCCGAGGAGGAGGAGCUGCGGGAGGAAGAGGAGCUGCUGCGGGAGCAGGAGAAGAUGCGGGAGGUGGAGCAGCAGCGCAUCCGGAGCACGGCACGCAAGACCAAGCGUGACAAGGAGGAGCUGAGGGCCCAGCGGAGGAGGGAACGCUCCAAAACCCCCCCUAGCAACCUCUCUCCCAUCGAGGACGCCUCCCCCACGGAGGAGCUGCGGCAGGCAGCGGAGAUGGAGGAGCUGCACCGCUCCUCCUGCUCUGAGUACUCGCCCUCCAUUGACUCGGAGGCUGAGAGCUUUGACACCGUGACCUCCAAGCUGUACAAGUCAGGCAGUGAGUACAACCUGCCCACCUUCAUGUCCCUGUACUCCCCGACGGAGAAGGGGGAGAGUGGCCCCAGCCAGCCCGCCAGCAAGCCCCUCAAGAGUGCUGAGGAAGCCUACGAGGAGAUGAUGAGGAAGGCGGAGAUGAUGCAGAAGCAGCAGGUCCAGCAGGUCCAGCAGGCCCAGCCGGCCGUUUCCUACAGCGGCACCUACCAGCAGGUCAGCUACCGCAGCACCGAGGGUCAGAACGGCUUUGAGUACCAGUAUGCUGAGGAGUACCGGUAUGACGGCGGCCCUGCGCACCCCUCCCAGCCCGGCUACCCAGGCACCCUGCCGAAGGCAGGAGCAGUGUACGAGGAGAUACUGCAGACCUCACAGAGCAUCUCCAGGAUGCACCAGUCCUCCUCCUUCGACCUGGCCCUCGAGCAGGGAGAGAAGGCAAAGGGGCAGGAGGAGGUAUACCAGGAGAAGCGCUUCCUCAAUGCUGAGAGCGCCUACGCCGACCUGAUGAAGCAGAACGGCGGUCCGCUCACCCCUGGCACCAGCCCCACGCAGCUCUCCGCUCCUGUCUCCUUUGCUGCCUCUGACAGCAGCACGGGCAAGGCCAUUCCCGACGUCCGGGUCACCCAGCAUUUUGCGAAAGAGGGGCAAGACCUAGCCAAGCUCCAGAGCACCCCGGCAGCGCCCAGCCCGGUGUCCAAGGCCGCCACCACUCCUUACGCCUACAGCAAAAGUGCCAGCAUGGUGACCACAGCUGCGGGCGGCCCCGGGAGCGCGCCGCGGAGCUACAGCUCCCCGGCUCCAGAGGCCCCAUCCGUAGCCGGCAGAAGCUACAGUCCGGUGAAAAGCACCGUCAGCUACGGCUCGCAGACAGAGGACACUGGCAGAAGCAAGGCGGCGGUGGAGAUCAGCGUGCAGACGGCCAGGGAGAAGCUCCCGGCUGCGAGCGACGGCAAGCCCCCGCCACCCAAGACGUACCCCUUCUUCAAGAGCUCCAGCCCUCCGCUCUCGCCCACCUCCCCCACACAGAGUCCCACCCACACCGCAAAGGCCACAGCAGAGUUUUCCACGCAGACGCAGAGCCCCUUCCUCCCCUACGAGAGUCCCACUGCCACCGCUGCCGGCCCUGCCGCCUCUUCCCCCAUGGUGGCACAGGGGACGCAGACGCCGCACCGGGCGGGCUCGCCGCGCCUGGCCCGGCAGCCCUCCUCUCAGGAUGCCCCCUUUAUGCUGAUCACGCUGGCGGCUGACGCGGCCAGCCAAACCAAGCCAGCCAGCUCCGGCUCCUUGACAUCCCCCACCUCGUCCCCCACCAGGCCGAGCCGGCAGCUGCCAGCACACGGCUACAGCCAGGCGCCGGAGCCAGAGCAGCCGCUGGGUGCCUAUGUCAGGGCACAGCCGGUGAAGGAGCACGCCCAGAAGGCACCCGCCGUGACUUCAGCCGCCGACGGCAUCACGGGGCUGUACAGUUGGGGAGCGCUCCCUGCGGAAAACAUAUCCCUCUGCCGCAUCUCCUCCAUCCCCGGCACGUCCCGGGUCGAGCCAGGGCCCAAGGCACCGAGCACUAACGCCGUGGACUUACGGACUGCGCUGAAGUCCGCACCCAUCAUCAUAACAGACCAAGGCAUGGACCUCACCUCCUUGGCCACCGAGGCCAGGAAGUACUGCCUGACCUUGGACCACAUCCCAAGCCGGCAGUCCACAGCCAUCCAGCCCUUGAUCAUCAACCUCAACGCCCAGGAGCAGCCCCAUGCCAUCAUCGCGGCAGCCAGCACCGCCGGCCUGGCCAUCGCCUCCCCCAUGCUCCUCUCGCAGCCCAAGCAGCCCGUGGUCUAUGGAGACCCUUUCCAGAGCAGGGUGGACUUUGGGCAGGGGACUGGGAGCCCGGUGUGCUUGGCGCAGGUGAAGCAGGUGGAGCAGGGUGUCCAGACGGCCGCUGUCAGAGCCAGCGGGGCAGCCGGCGGCAAGCCCGAGCCCGCCGCUGCCUCCCAGACUAAAUUUGCAAGGUACGGCGUGCCGGGCCAGAUGGUGAAGAAGGACGUGCUCAUCACGCAGACCGGUGGGGCACAGAGCGUCGGUGGCCUCCCGCAGCCCUUCCCACCGGAGCCAGGCUCAGAGCUGUACCGGGCAGUGCCAGUGGAGCUGAAAAGCCAGAGCCCUCUCCUUGCCCUGGGCAGCAAGAAGUCCCAGGUGAUGAUGGUGCAGAUGGAGGAGGCAGCAGCCAGCCCGGUGACCAAAGUGCUGAAGGAGGAGCCGGCGGCCAAUGUGCUGGACCUCACGGGCGUGAAGCCAGAGAGCCAGGUGGCCUGCUGUGACGUGGUCUACAAGUUCCCCUUUGGCAGCAGCUGCACUGGCGCUUUCAACCCCACCUCCAAGAUGCCAGAGAAGAAAGCCGGGGAGGUAGUGGCACCCAGCCGAAAAGCCAGCGGGCCCCUCUACGGCAGCAGAGAGCCGGAGCUGCCGGAGACCUUCCCCUACCGAGAGCAGCCUGCCCCGGCGCCUGUGCUCUACGAGGAGCAGAAGUUUUACCCCGCCGGCACCUUUGGCCGCCUCUACUCCUCCAUGUCGGACACAAACCUCUCUGAAAUUGGGAUGAACUACUACCCCACAAAGGGGGAUCAGCCCUUCCCCUCCCCGGCAGGCGAUGCCGCCGUGGACCUCAGCACCAUGAAGCACUCCUACAGCGUGGGCUUCGCCGAGGGGGGUUACCUGGGCCAGGGGCUACAGUACGGCUCCUUCUCCGACCUCCGCCAGCCAGCAGAGCUGCUGGGCCACCCACUCCCCAUGCGGAGGUACAGCUCAGCCUCCAACAUCUACUCCGACUACCGCUUCUCGCCCCGGGGGGACCUGGCCAGCUUCCAGGAGUCCAGCCUGGCCCACUACAGUGCCACCACGGCCCGCGAGAUCAGCCGCAUGUGCGCCGCCCUCAACUCCAUGGACCAGUACGGGGGCCGGCACGCCAACGGCCCCGACCUGCUGCCCUAUGGUCCCGGUGCCGGGCCGGGGGGCACGGGGGGGCUAGCAGCUCAGCAGCAGGGUCCCGCGCCCCCCAAACCCGGCGGGAUGUACAACCCCACCUUCCCCGAGGGGCGGCAGGGCUUCGGCAGCCUGGCGCAGUACAACAUCCCCGGCGUCCGCCUGGGCGCCGUCCGGCAGAUGUUCCCUUCCACCGCCACCGUGCGGGCCGCUGACGGCAUGAUCUACUCCACCAUCAACACGCCCAUCGCCUCCACGCUGCCCAUCACCACCCAGCCCGCCUCGGUGCUGCGGCCCAUGUUUCGCGGGCUGUACAGACCCUAUGGCCCGGGCGGCGUGGCGGCGGUCCCACUGGCCAGCCUGGCCAGGCUGCCAGUCGUCACGCCACGUGUCCCGCUGGCGGCACAGGGCCUCUACCGCUACCCGGCCCCCAGCCGGCCGGCCCCGGCCGCCUCGCUGAUGGAGACGCCCGUCUACCUGGGCAAGCCCGUCAGCACGGCACCACCGGCGGCAGGUGCCGGUCCAGCUCCCAAAGCCCCCGCCGCCCCCACGGCUGGCUUGCAGAGAGCGGAGCCGGCAGGGGCUGCUCCCCGUGCCGAGGGGCCAGCGGCCCCGGUGGCCGGCAAGGACAGCGGGCAGGCGGCCGCAGCGGCCAAGCCACCGCUGGACGGGGCUCAGCGGGAGGAGCGGGAGCGGGAGGAGGAACGGCAGCGCAAGCAGCAGGAGCACGUGCUGCAGCUGGAGCGGGAGCGCGUGGAGUUGGAGAAGCUGCGGCAGCUGCGGCUGCAGGAGGAGCUGGAGCGGGAGCGCGCGGAGCUGCAGCGGCACCGGGAGAAGGAGCAGCUGCUGGUGCAGCGGGAGCUGCAGGAGCUGCAGUGCAUCAAGCAGCAGGUGCUGCAGCAGCAGCAGGAGGAGCGGCACGCGCAGCUGGCGCUGCAGCGGGAGCAGCUCGCCCAGCAGCGCCUCCAGCUCGAGGGGCCCGCCGGCCCCCGCUACCCCGCACCGCAGCGGCCGCUCAGCAGCUCGGCCUCGGACAUGUCGCUGCAAGCCGAGGAGCCCUGGGAGCCUGGCCGGGGCAUCAAGAAGAGGAACUCGAUGCCGCGGCUGCGGGACGCCUACGAGAAGGAGGCGGCGCGGGAGGCCUUCGCGGCGAGGAAGACGGCGGACAGCAGCGUGCAGACGGACGAGGAGGACGGCGAGGAGCGGUACCUGCUUUCGCGGCGGCGGCGGGCGCGGCGCAGUGCCGACUGCAGCGUGCAGACGGACGAGGAGGACAGCGGGGAGUGGGAGCAGCCCGUGCGCCGCCGGCGCUCCCGGCCCUCGCGGCAUGCCGAGGCCGGCGCCGAGGGCAAGCCGGAGGGGACGGCCCGCGGCACGGCCAGCGUGGGCAUCCAGACCAUCAGCGACUGCUCGGUGCAGACGGAGCCUGACCAGCUCAUCCGCGUCUCCCCCUCCAUCCACAUCACCACCCACGAUCCCCGGGUGGAGAUCGUGAAGUACAUCUCGGCCCCGGAGAAGACGCAGCGGGGCGAGAGCCUGGCCUGCCAGACAGAGCCGGAGCCAGCCCCCCAGCCUGGCGUUGUGGUCCCCCAGCUGACAGUGCCCACCACCAUCCCACCCUACUCCACCAACAUCCAGAUGGUGAGCACGGGCCCCCUGGACCCCCACGCUGUCCGGCAGCAGACCCUGGGCAAAUUCGAGAAGAAAAAGCCAGAUCCCCUGGAAAUCGGCUACCAGUCCCAUCUGCCGGCCGAGUCCCUCUCCCAGCUGGUGACCCGCCAGCCGCCCCGCUCUCCCCAGGUCCUCUACUCACCCGUCUCCCCCCUGUCCCCCCACCGCCUCCUCGAGUCCUCCUUCGCCACCAGCGAGCGGCUGAACAAGGCUCACGUCCCCCCACAGAAGCACUUCGCCGACUCGGCCCAGCGCCAGCAGACGCUGCCGCGGCCCAUCAAGACCAUGCAGCGCUCCCUCUCCGACCCCAAGCCCAUCAGCCCCACCGCCGAGGAGGCCGGCAAGGACAGGUUCUCCCUCUACCAGCACCCACUGCUCCCCGGCACCCAGGUCGGGGGGCUGCAGUCGAGCCCGCUGGCGCGCAAGGUGAAGCGGACGCUGCCCAGCCCGCCGCCCGAGGAGCCCCACGUCCCCCUGGCCAGCCCGGCCACCCCCCAGCUCUACCUGAGCAGCCUGGCCCCCAAGGCCACCGCACCGGUCACCAAGGCCAGCCUGCUGAAGGAGCUGGAUCGUGACCUGAGGCUGGUGGAGCACGAGGCCACCAAGCUGCGGAAGAAGCAAGCGGAGCUGGACGAGGAGGAGAAGGAGAUCGAUGCCAAGCUGAAGUACCUGGAGCUGGGCAUCACCCAGCGCAAGGAGUCACUGCUGAAGGAGCGGGGGGGCGGGCGGGACCACCCCUACCUGCGCUGCGCCGGGGACCGCCGUGACUACCUGUCCGACAGCGAGCUGCACAGCCUGCACCUCGCUGCCUACGACGGUGCCAGCCUGCGCCCCACGCCCGCGGGGCAGUACCCUGACUUCACCGCCACCGCCGCCUCCUAUGGCACCUACCCAUACCCCGCCCCGCAGGGCCCCACCGCAUUCCCACCAGCGCGCCUGCAGCCCCCCCAGUACCCUGCAGCCAGCACCUCGCAGGACGGCUUGCCGGCAGCCCCGCUGCCCGCCUUCGCCUCGCCCGGCGCCUUCCCGGCCCCUGGUGCCACAUACCCGGAGCUGGGCACCCCAGGCCAGCCGGGCUUCCGGCCCCAAAACCCCUACCAAGCUCCGAGCGCCUUUGCUGGGGCGGCCGCUGUGCCGGUAGCACAGCCUGCCCUCUUCCAGAGCCCGGCGGACAUAGCCGGUGGGCACCAGAAGCCACGGCAGACCUCGCUGGCUGACCUGGAGCAGAAGAUCCCCACCAACUACGAGGUCAUUGGUGCGGCCACCAGCUCCUCUGCCAUUCCCGAUGUCGCCUUCAGCACCACGCCGGCGAGCGGCAGCUAUGAGCAGUACAAGGCACCUGAGGCCCGGCCAGCCGAGAGAGCCAGCGCGGUGCAGGGCCCCUCGGCCAGCUUCUCUUCCGAGUCCCUCUACACCAGCCUGGAGCAGAACAUCCCCCGUAACUAUGUGAUGAUCGAGGACAUCAGCGAGCUCACCAAGGAAAGCCCUGCGGUGGAGGGGCAGAAAGCAGAGCCGGCGGGCACGGGCACUGACAGCCGCCACAGCAGAGAGAAGAGCGAGCUGGGGGACGCCGAGGGCUCCAGCCGGCCCUGCUGCUACACCAAAGCUGAGGAGGAGUCCGAGGAGGAUGUCUACGACCACCAUGGCCCUGACCAUCGAGGGAAGAACAGCUACCACCGGGGUGCAGAGAGCAAUGGCAGGGUGUUGGGGAGCUCCACCAGCUCGUCCUACUACUACGGGGACAGCGAGUACCGGCACUCCUCGCGAGUGGACAAGCACGGCUCUGGCGCGGCACUACCGAAGCAUUCGUCCAAGAACCUGGCGCCCGCCGUCGUCUCCUCGAAGCGCAGCAAGCACAGGAAGCAGGGCAUGGAGCAGAAGAUCUCUAAGUUCUCCCCCAUUGAAGAAGCCAAAGAUGUGGAGUCGGACCUGGCCUCCUACGCAGCGACAACCUCGGUCGGCAGCAGCAACGUGGCCUCGAGGGCCAAGAAGCUGCAGGAGGAGAUCACCUACGGCCUGAAGAAGAACGUCUAUGAGCAGCAGAAGUACUACGGCGUCUCCAGCCGGGAUCUGGUGGACGAAGAGGAGCGGGUCUACUCUGCCGGCAGCAGAACCCGCUCCUCCGGCUACGGGGUGGAAAAGUCCUCCAGCCGGGAGGCGGGUGGACGGAGCAAGUCCUACGAGCGGGAGGGUGCGGAGCGCUCCCAGAAAGGCAGCUCCAAGCCGUCAUCCCUCAGCAUGAGCCAGAGCCGUGGGCGGGCGCCCAUCCGCACGCAGCCCUCAGAGGAGGAGAGCCCCGUCAGCCCCCUGGGGAAGGCAGUGGGGGGGUCACGUGUCACGGGGGGGCCCGGCCCCCAGUCGGCGGGGGACCCCUGCUCCCAGUUCUGCUCCAGCCACUCAUUGCCUGAUGUGCAAAAGCACAUCAAAGACGUGCCAAGGAGUCACUCGUACAAGCACGAGGAGGGCUACGGCAUGGACGAUGCCCAUUGCGUUGUCUCGGACAGCGAAGCCUAUCAUUUGGGUCAGGAGGAGACAGACUGGUUUGAUAAGCCCAGGGAGGCACGGGCGGAGAGGGUCAGGCACUACGGUGGCCACUCUUCCUCGCAGAAGAGACCCGCGGUUAAGCACACCUACCACGACUACGAUGAGCCCCCUGACGAGGACCUGUGGCAGCACGAUGACUACCCCCAGCACCGCGAGCACCGGCACCACGGGGAGUACGGGCGCCACACCGGCACCUCCCGGCACACCAGCGACGAGCCCCCCCGCCGCUCGGCCAAGCAGCACCCACGAGAGCCCAGCCGCCACGAGCCCCGCGGCCACGGGCCGUCGGCCGCCCCCAAGAAGGUGCAGCAGCCUGAGCCCCGCACGCCUGCAACCUACGGCCCCGGCUCUGCCGAGUACGCCCCGCCAUCCCGCCCUGCCGCUCACCACCACGGCGCUGAGACCCCCAAGGCACAGAAGCCUCCCCAGCCACACGGGUUGGCCACCCCAGCACCGAAGCCAGAGCCCCUUGCGCAUCCACAGCAGCCAGCGGCAAGGCAGCAGCAGGCAGGGCAGCAGGCGGCGCGGCAGCAGCCAGCGGGGCGGGAGGGGGCGGCCACGCCAAAAGCGGAGCAGACAGAUGCAUCCAAACCUGCAGCGAAAGUGCCACAGCAGCCAGGGAGAGUGCCUGCAGCGCAGCCCCUGGGAGCAGCAGCAGACAGCAAGGCCGGUCCAAGGGCAGCCGGGCCACGUGGUCCUGCCGGCACAGCCACGGGGCAGCCCGGGGGGGAAGGAGAGAGCGUUUUCUCCAAAAUCCUGCCGGGGGGGGCAGCAGAACAAGCUGGCAAACUGACUGAAGCGGUGUCGGCUUUUGGCAAGAAGUUCACUUCGUUCUGGAGUUUGGGAAACGAGUGGAGAUUGAGUCGUUGCAGUGGAAAAACCUAUGAAGAAGCCAGUGAAUUCAGCACGCGGCGCCAGACUCUGAGUAUAACGGGUGAGAAGGACACAGUGCAGUCCCGUCCCCUUCCCACUGGCCCACUCGUCCCCGUCUUCAUCCCCAAGCGCCGGCCCCAAGCCAAGGGCGAUCCCUGGAUGCUGGACCAAACGGCGGCCGAGCGGGGGCCCGGCGGACACCCCGGGGCGGACGCCCCCCACGCCUGGCGAGCAGCUCCGGCGCGGCACACGGCGAGCCCGGGCAGCCGCCCCGAGGGGACGGGCCUGAUCCGGACCGUCGGGUCAGGCCCCGUUUUUCCCCCUCCACGAGCCGAGGGCUGGGUGCCGCAGGCGCCGCUCCUCCUUCCCGACCCCGUCUGCCCCGCCGGGGCCGUCCCCGCGCCCCCCGCACUGCAGCCCGCUCCCGGCCCCGCCAGGGAGCCCCCGGAGCGCGUCAGCUAG